CUCGCGCCGCUCCUCCAUCCCCCUCCCCGCCCCAAUCUGCCCGUGGCCUAUAAAAAGGGCGGCCGGCGGGGGGUCUCUCCCUCAGUCCGCUGCGGAGGCGAGCGGCGGUGCCUCUCCCGGGGGAGCGCGCGCUACCGAGACAGCCCGGCAGCCGCGGGUGCGACGGAGGAGGAGAGGGACGACGACGGCGGCGGCGACGCGGGCGACGCCUUGCUCCGUCCUGGUCUGAGGGCCUUCCCUGGGUCGUCCUCUGCGGGCGGCGGCGGCAUCCCCCCUCAGCGGUCCCAGCUCGUCUGGCCCGGCCGCCGGGCUGCGUCGGGGCCGCCUUCGAGGCCUUCCCUCCCCUGCCCGCGCGGCCGCCUCCCCCCUCCGCACAGGCGCCAUGAGCUCGGGCACGCCGUAUAUCGGGAGCAAGAUCAGCCUCAUCUCCAAGGCGCAGAUCCGCUACGAGGGCAUCCUCUACACCAUCGACACCGACAACUCCACCGUCGCCCUCGCCAAGGUGCGCUCGUUUGGAACAGAAGAUCGUCCCACAGACCGCCCUGCUCCUCCAAGGGAAGAAGUUUAUGAGUAUAUCAUCUUUCGAGGGAGUGACAUUAAAGAUAUCACUGUAUGUGAGCCUCCGAAAGCACAGCAUAAUUUGCCCCAAGAUCCUGCUAUUGUCCAAUCGUCUCUGAGCUCUGCAUCUGCAUCUUCUUUUCAACCUCAUGUGCCUUAUAGUCCCUUCAGAGGGAUGCCAUCCUAUAGUCAGCUUGCCGCCAGUUCCUUAAUUGGCCAACAGUAUGCUGCGUCCCUUGGUUUAGAGAAGCUGGUAAGCCCUCCAGCAUCAGCAGCUGCUUCCAGUCCUAGCACUUCUUCAUCUCCUCAGCCAGUUUCAGAGCCUGACUUGUCAUCAGAGCCACAUCUGCUGUCUUCUAAGGGUGCUGCUUUUCCAUCUGUUCAUUCAGUGCGCAAAAGCCCAAUGGUGGAGCAAGCUGUUCAGACCGGACCUCUCGAUAACAGCUUGAAUCCCAAAAAGACAGUCAAAGCUCCACCUGCGAUUCAACGCAACACACGUCAGAUUCAACAGAAUAACAAGACAAAUGAUAUAGUUGAACCACCACCUGUGCAAACGCAAGGGCAGGUGAAUGAUGAGAAUAGAAGGCCCCAGAGGAGGAGAUCAGGAAAUAGAAGAACUAGGAAUCGUUCCAGAGGACAGAAUCGGCCAGCUACCGUGAAAGAGAAUACAAUAAAGUUUGAAGGUGACUUUGAUUUUGAAAGCGCCAAUGCACAGUUCAACCGAGAAGAGUUGGAUAAAGAAUUCAGGAAGAAACUUAAUUUCAAAGAUGAUAAAGUUGACAUGGGAGAAGAAAAGGGCGAGCCUGCGGUGGCUGCUGAAAACUGUGAUGGCAAUCCAGAUGAAGAUCUGCUGGGGCCAAACUGUUAUUAUGACAAAACAAAAUCCUUCUUUGACAACAUCUCAUCAGAACUGAAGUCUAGUUCACGGCGUACAACGUGGGCCGAAGAACGGAAGCUCAACACAGAGACCUUUGGCGUAUCUGGGCGAUUUCUCCGUGGCCGCAGUUUUCGUGGGGGAUUUCGUGGUGGAAGGGGGUCUGGAGCUGUGCGGCGAAGUCAGGCUACUCCCAGGGUUGGCACUGGAAGAGUUUGAAUCCUGCAGAGUUUUCAAUCACAUUGCUAUGAAUCCAUGUACAUAGGAAGGAGGGAACAAUAAAAACUGCUGCACUUAAAGGAUGGGUGAAUGAAACAUUACGUUCACAAGCCUGAAUUCCGAGGAGAUUACUGCUAAAGUGUCACAGCAGGAUUGGAGCACUGGAAUUACUUCAGGAGUGCUCAGAAACCACCUCUGGUUCAAGAAGUACUUUUCUUUUUGGAUUUUUCUUUUUGGUGGAUGGGGGUCUUUUUAAAAGUAGUGCAAGAGACCUGUGCUGCUUCUAAGUUCCAGCCGCUGUUGUAGUUGAACACAGGGAAUGCUUGUUCUAAAGAAAGCAACGCAAUUCUAAAUUCUUCAAAAAUGAAACCAGCAGCUUAAUCCGGAGAGCCAAAUGUCUCCUGGUGUCCUUUUGUUCUGACUUCUAUGCCUUUCUCUUCACCUCCCUGCCCCUAUUCAAGCAGAUUGUUUUGAUGUCUAGAAACAAAUUCUAGUGCAAAAAUGUUGUGUGUGUGAUGUGGUGAUGGGAUUUGUUGCUGACCAUGUAUCUGUAAUUCUGACUUGCCACUUGAGAAAUACGAUUUCUCUGGAGCAGCUUUUGUCAACCUUAGUGACUUUAAGACGUGGGGACUUUCAACUCCCGGAAUUCCUUAGCCAACAUGGCUGGCGGGGGAAUUCUGGGAGUUGAAGUCCACACGUCUUAAAACUGCCAAGGUUGAGAAACACUGCUCUGGAGAAUUACAUUGCAGAGUUGCGUGGAGUGCUGGUCACCCCUCUCAAAAGAACUAGUAUCUCAACUGAUCCAGGAUAAAUGCCAUUCUCAACUUCCUAAUGAUGAGCCAUUCUGUCACUGCAAGUUUUCUGUAUGUGGAGGAGGCUAAAACUUACAUAAUGCCCUUGCAGCAAAUUUCGAGGGAUAUUUUUUCUCUCUGAUUUAAAGGGGAAAGCCCAAGCUUCAAGCAUUUACGUUCUCUCAAAAUGCAAAACAUGAUGUCUUACAGGAAGCUUGGGCAAUCAGUAUGUUCAGUUGCUCUUCUUAAUCUCCCCCAACUUUAUAAAUAGUUCAACUUUUUUGUGUUUUUAAAAUAGUUGAGGAUGAGCGCGCAGGGAUUAUAAACUUGCAUGGAAAUGGGUAAAGCCUUUAGUAAUAGGUUUGUGCCACUUUUGUUAUCUGUAGGAAUAUUCUGUUGAAAGGCUUCCGUAGUGGAUGCUCUCUCCCCCCUCCCUCCCCCCACCCCCACCCCCAUGGCUCCCCUAGGUCAUGCGUUAAGUUGGUGUAAAGCUUUAGUUUCUUUUGUAGGCCUUCAUCACAAAGGGUUACACAUUGUGGUGAGGUCACGUUAUGGAGUCAUGUAAAUUGUAAUUAUAAAUAAACAUGUAAAUGUUUAA
This is a messenger RNA of Candoia aspera, 3040 nucleotides long. RefSeq names its product LSM family member 14B (gene LSM14B). NCBI's taxonomy places the organism in Eukaryota, Metazoa, Chordata, Lepidosauria, Squamata, Candoiidae. The transcript has 10 exons. The coding region runs from base 383 to 1651 and encodes 422 amino acids. Gene Ontology annotation, molecular function: mRNA binding. The record is from RefSeq and is a predicted model, not a curated record.